GGGCAGGCAGCCUCAGAGAGCAGCUACCACUGCCUCUUAAAACCUAAGGUACUUCUCAUUACAGCUACAGACUAAUAGACAGAGAGCAGGGGAGGGCUGGAGACAGUGCUAAGAGAGGGAGAGGGAAGGAGAGUGAGAAAUUGUGAACAGGGAAAGUUAGGAAAUAAGCAGUCCUACUUGUGUGCUCCCUCUUCCUUGACUGCUGCCUCCCCACUUCACUACCUGAGGCACACAUACACACACACACAGGGAGGUGUUUCAGGGAGGCUUAGAGGGCUGACUCUCCAGGGAAGAAGGGAAUUAAACACUUUGUUUUCAAUGCACGGCGUCCAUACUCAGGACAAAAAAAGGGAUUACAGCUUGUACGCCUGCCCCACUUGUUCCUCUCUUCUCUCUGCGUUUUGUCUUCACUGAGUCACUUUGGAGACUUUGGAUACAACCUUCUUGAAUUGUUGGUUCGGGCUCAGAGAGGCAUGGCACACGGACAAAAGAGCCCCAGGUGGGCAUUAACCCAGGGCUCCUUCAGCUUGGCACUGGGCCUGUCGCUCUUCUCCCUCCUCCUCCUCCUCCUCACCGUCUCGGCCGCAGAUGAGUACGACUACUACAGCUGGCAGUCGGACAACUUCCACAAUGGCCGCUUCUACACCAAGCAGCCCCAGUGUGUGGACAUACCAGCUGACCUGCGCCUGUGCCACAAUGUGGGCUACAAGAAGAUGAGGCUGCCCAACCUCCUGGACCACGAGACCAUGCCAGAGGUCAAGCAGCAGGCGGGCAGCUGGGUGCCCCUCCUGGCCAAAAGGUGCCACGCUGACACCCAGGUCUUCCUGUGCUCGCUGUUUGCACCGGUGUGUCUGGACAGGCCCAUCUAUCCCUGCCGCUCGCUGUGUGAGGCCGUGAGGGACAGCUGUGCUCCGGUGAUGGAGACCUACGGCUUUCCCUGGCCUGAGAUGCUGACCUGUGAUAAGUUUCCCAUUGAUAACGACCUCUGCAUCCCCAUGCAGUUCACUGGGAACCAUGCAACCCAGCCACCAGUGUCGAAGGUGUGCCCUCCGUGUGACAAUGAACUGAAAGCAGACAACAUCAUGGAGCAUUACUGUGCCAGUGACUUUGCCCUCAAGAUGAAAAUCAAGGAGGUGAAGAAGGAGAAGGGUGACCGGAAGCUGAUCGCGGCUCAAAAGAAGAAGAAAGUGUUGAAGCAGGGUGUGCUGAGGAAGAAGGACCUGAAGAAGCUGACCCUGUACAUCAAGAAUGGCGCCAACUGCCCGUGCUCCCAGCUCGACAGCCUGGGCUCCAACUUCCUCAUCAUGGGCCGCAAAGUGGACCAGCAGCUGCUGCUCAUGUCCAUUCACAAGUGGGACAAGAAGAGCAAGGAGCUCAAAUUCGCCAUCAAGUACAUGAAGUCCCAUCAGUGCCCCACCUACCACACCGUCUUCCAGUGAUGCGGCUCGCUGCACUGUUCGCACAAUCCACCAUCGCUCCCCACAUUCCACCCUGUUCCACAUAGAUCCUAAUUCUGCGUCCCUGAACCCCAGAUUCCUGAAAAAUCUAUGUAGCCCGACAAGAGGACGCAGGGCAGCCAAGCUCUUAUUUUCUCAGCUUUAACAUGAAUCAGGUUGUCAAGGGGGUCGUCGUGAUCCGCUCAGAUGAAUCAGACAUGUUAAUGUUGGAGAGAGGAAAAGCUGCACGCUCUGCAGCUCCCUCCUAAAAAUAAAAGCCCCAACGCAACCACAGAUUUUAUAACAAUUUGGGUGAUAUCAUUUUAUUCCCCAAAGCGAAACAGACAUUUUGAUUGACCCCCUGCGAUUUAAUAGAAUCUUUCUUAACAAUUCUACUUUCCUCUUCUGAUAUAGUAGAACAAAUCACUUGUAUGGUAUCUUACAGCAACUUUAUCAAGACAGUGGCAUUAAGAAAUGGGAACCUAAAGAUUUGAGGCGACUAUCGGAGGGAAAACAUGCUUGACAAUGUAGUGAUUACAGACCGACAGAAUGGAAAGGGAGCUGAGUUGAAAGGCAGGGUUUGUUUCAGUGUAAAAAGAGCUGAGAGAAAUGACACGCUACAGUACAUGUGGGCUGUGCAAUGGGCCAGUGCACACAUUGGCACAGAGCUCCCAGGAACAACAUCAAAGGAGAGAAUUGUAGAUGAUCCACUUAACUGUAUGUUUUAAUAAUGUAAAAAGUAGGUAAUUCAGACCAAUACUAGAUGAUUAGAAAAUUGGGCUUUUUUCUUUUAUCCCUGCUGGGAAAGAAGACCGAUGGAACGAGACAGACUGGCGGACUGGAUGAUGCUUCCACUGACUUUGUACAGCACCGUUUUUUGUGGCCUGAAAGAGGGAAACUUGAAUAUUUUUUUGCUUUUUCAAUUGGAGAGAGAGAAGGAGGUUGAGGCAGAGGAGACAUCUUCCUGAAAACAAGCGGAAAAUAAAAGAGAAAGAAAGAGAGAGAGAAAAAGAGACUCCGGACAGAACCAACAAUGUUGGGUUGAUAAGUCUCUGGCACUCGCUGUUUUUCACUAUCACUCUUCAAAUGUUUCUACUUUUUGUACUUAAAUUUUUUGAAUUUGCUUCAGUUAUCUAUUGUAUGAAAGCAGGAAUCAUACAUACAGACAUAGCACCUGAGUUCACUGUUGCCGUAGCAAUAAAGGAUGAAAAUUUAACUUUGACAAUAUUUUCUAAUCAGUUAACCUGUAAGUAGUUCUGUUACUGAAAUACAUCUUUGUUUUACAAAAAAGUAAAUGAAUAAAAUAUAUUUGAAAUUUUUAUAA
Messenger RNA from Epinephelus moara (kelp grouper), 2760 nucleotides. RefSeq names its product secreted frizzled-related protein 5 (gene sfrp5). Gene Ontology annotation, molecular function: Wnt-protein binding. Bases 474 to 1439 code for a protein of 321 amino acids. Gene Ontology annotation, biological process: canonical Wnt signaling pathway; non-canonical Wnt signaling pathway; negative regulation of canonical Wnt signaling pathway. The record is from RefSeq and is a predicted model, not a curated record. The transcript has 3 exons. Lineage: Eukaryota; Metazoa; Chordata; Actinopteri; Perciformes; Serranidae.